AUGGCGACGGGAAAAGCUCUCUUCAUGGACUCUAUUACGCACCAUAUCGAUAUAAAGCAGGAGCCACAAGUGGACGCCUUUCAAAGUACAGAUAGCGCCAACCAGCGUAGAGUUUCCAAGUCUCGCCAAGUUGAGAGGGCACACAAAACGAUGCACCUGCUGCCGCAGCAGAACGAGUGGAAACUGUCCACGAUCAAGGAAGGCGGAAAGCGUGCCAAGCCGGAAGCGCCAAAGUUUCUGCUACUGCUGUACGAGAUUUUGGAAGUGGAGAGCUCCCGUGUAAUCCGGUGGUCUGAAGACGGCCUGGCACUGCAGAUCCUGGAUCCCCUCACUGUCACGGAACAGAUCUUGCCAAAGUACUUUAACCACACCAACUUUCAUAGCUUCCAGCGGCAGCUCAAUUACUUUGGCUUUCGGAAAUGGACCAAGUCGAAAACGGAUAUCUGUACUUUUAGUCACCCUUUCUUCCGAGAAAAUCAGCCAAAGCUGCUGCUUCUCAUCAAACGGAAAAAAGCUCCUCGACGAACACCUGCCAGUGGAGCUAACAGCUCAGCCUCGAGUACACCCACAGCGUCUGCUGCGAGUUCGACGUCUAAGAAACUGUCACCUUGCGGGAAGUGGAAGCUUUCAUCGGAUAGCAGUAACUCGGAAGACUGUUCCACCGAAAGCACGGGCAUGCGUAUUCAGAUGAUGAACACGUCUGCUGUUCAAAUCCAGCCUGCCACUAAAGGGAUACCGCUCAGCGCCAUGACCACGCCGCACAGUGCUUCCUCCCACGCAGCUUUGGGUUUCUCGCAAGAUGGAUCGACUCGCCACUAUCUGCUGGACCUGAACAAUGUUAUUUCGCCUGUAGCGGCCACUGAAUGCAAGAAGAAAGCAAAAAAGCAUGACAAGAAGAAUUGUCCAGCAAGCGCGACAAUGCACGCCCAACUAACAUCACCGCUCAAUGGGUCAGCUGUGCCCUCAAUUGGUGUAGAAGGGUUCAUGUCGUCGUCGUCGGUGCCAGCUGACAGCAACAAUGCUUCACUCAGCAGCAGCAGUCGCACUAGCUCCGACAUUGGGUACGCGUCUAUUACUGCACCCACUUCUGCGGCGUUACCCACCCUGAACAUCGUGCGAAGUCGCCUAAUCCAGCGACAGCAGGCUGGUGGACCGGAGCAGCAGUACGAAUACAGCAGUUUUUCUGGGUUCUCAGCACCUAAUGGGCCUCAGGGCAUGGUCGUGCCUACAAUGGAGAAUCUUUCCGAGCUUUCGACACAGUCUUUGACCAUGGCACCGACCUCUCGAACAGAAUUAAAUUCGGACCAGAGCCAGGUGUUGUCAAACUCAUUCAGCGAUCCGGUUAACAUCCUUUUACGCAUCAAGAAGUCGCGGACAUCAUCUGGUGAAGUGGGCUCGAGACAUGAACAAGUUGACGGACGGAAUGAGAGUUUGACUUCACUGCAUAACUAUUUGCUCGGGAACAGUCUAUUUACCAACCGCCUGCAAGCUCAGCUGAAGUUUGUUGCAGAAGAGAAUGAGGCUUUGAGGAACCUGCUGGACUCUAAACAGCACGAGAUAAACACAUUGCAGGGCGAACGGAAGGUGCUUCAGCAGGAAAAUGCGGUGCUACUUGAAGACAAGAACAAGCUUUUCGAGAUGAAUCGUGACCUUUUAAGCAAGUUGUUUCCACAGUAA
Peronospora farinosa is the source of this 1677-nucleotide messenger RNA. Lineage: Eukaryota; Oomycota; Peronosporomycetes; Peronosporales; Peronosporaceae. The record is from the annotation of a GenBank genome assembly.